Trichogramma pretiosum is the source of this 2240-nucleotide messenger RNA. Its product is annotated as cyclin-L1. Gene Ontology annotation, biological process: regulation of transcription by RNA polymerase II. Bases 278 to 1591 code for a protein of 437 amino acids. Gene Ontology annotation, molecular function: cyclin-dependent protein serine/threonine kinase regulator activity. The transcript is spliced from 4 exons. The record is from RefSeq and is a predicted model, not a curated record. Gene Ontology annotation, cellular component: nucleus. NCBI's taxonomy places the organism in Eukaryota, Metazoa, Arthropoda, Insecta, Hymenoptera, Trichogrammatidae.
AUGUGUGUGUAUACUGUGUGUGUAGUGUAUAUGUGUGGUUAGUCAGUCGUAUGUAGCGUAGCGUAGCAGUUGUGGCGAGGCCAUUGAAUUAGAUCAAGCUUGGAGACAUCCAUGAUCCAACACUUGUUUUUGUUCAACUGCAAAACAGUCCCAUCACAUUGUUGAGUGAUUAUAGUUGCUCGAACUUAAGUUAGUUAAUCAAUAGCAGUUAAAGUGUAGAUAGUGAGAAAAGCACAAUUUUUACAAGGAGCUGCGAGUUAAUUGCAUUACUCGAGCCAUGGGAACGAAGGAAAAUUCAUCGAUAGCAGCUCACGCUGCCACGAAGACAGCUGCAGCGGCUACUGGACAACAACAACAACAACAGCAGCAACAACAGCAGCAGCAGGGCAGCACGACUUCUAUUCCCCCAGCCCUUCAGAAACCCUAUGGUCAAAUAAUGCUAACAUUGCAAAACGUUCUUUUACCAAAAGACAAAUUGGCUGCUACACCGUCCAGCCUCGAUGGCUUGGAUUCCGAUACAGAAAUUGACUUGCGUAUACUCGGCUGUGAAUUAAUUCAAUACGCUGGAAUUCUCCUUAGGUUACCUCAGGUUGCUAUGGCUACGGGGCAAGUAAUUUUCCAGAGAUUUUAUUACAGCAAAUCACUCGUCAGGUAUGACAUGGAAACCACUGCUAUGGCCUGUGUAUGUUUAGCUAGCAAAAUUGAAGAAGCUCCUAGGCAUAUUAGAGAUGUCAUCAACGUGUUCAAUCAUAUAAAACAAGUACAAAGUCAAAAAACCAUACAGCCUGUGAUACUUGAUUCAAAUUAUGUAGCUCUGAAGAACCAAGUGAUCAAGAGUGAGAGAAGAGUUCUAAAAGAACUGGGGUUUUGUGUCCAUGUCAAGCAUCCACAUAAGAUGAUUGUUGUUUAUUUGCAAGUUCUUGGUUAUGAAAAAAAUAAUCAGCUGAUGCAGCUUAGUUGGAACUACAUGAAUGAUUCCUUGCGCUCUGACGUCUUUGUAAGAUAUGAACCUGAAACUGUUGCCUGUGCCUGUAUUUAUCUCAGCGCUAGGCAAAUAAAGUUGCCUUUACCCAUGAAGCCUGCGUGGUUUAGCAUUUUCAAAGUAGUUGAAGCUGACAUAAGAGAUGUUUGCAGAAGUAUCUUGAGAUUAUAUGCUAGGCCAAGAGUGAAGGCUGAAGUUCUUGAAAAGAAAGUUGAUGAACUGAAAAAAAAAUACGAAGAAGCAAGAACAAAGGCUAGAGCAGUUGAAACAGGCGCAAAUACCCCCAGUCCACCCUUGGGUAAAGGACAUGGAAAUGCUUGGGGUGGAUUUAUUAGUAGAAAUCCCAAUACUUUACCUGCAACUAUAAAAUCACCAAAGAAUAAUAAAUCGACGUCAAAUACACCUGAACGUGUGGACUCUAUGAAGCAUUCCAAAAGAAAACGUCACAGUCGUAGUAGAUCGCGUAGUCAUAGUCGCUCACGAAAAACUAAAAAAUCAUCGAGGCGGAGAUCUAGCAGUCACAAAUCAUCACGAACUCAUCGAGAUUAUAGAUCGAGGAGUCGGUCACGAGAUCGAUCUACUAAACGAAAACACAGUAGAAAAAAUUAAAUGAACAUAGAUCAAUUUUACGGAAUGAUGCUAAUAUGUAAAUUUCAGUUCUGUCAAUGAACUCAACAAAUCUUCGAUUUAUUUUUCAAUUGUAAUUUAAUAGAGCAUGAAAGGCUCAUAAAAAUUAUGAUUUAUUUAUAAUAAUUUGUGAUCGAUGUUUUUUUGUAAACCGGAUUUUUGCGAAAAUCGAAAUUAUUUUUAUGACACAGAAUUGUGCUCAAACGAAUUGAGCCUUUCUAUCUACGUGAGUACAGAAAUAAAAUUACUGUAAAUAUUCUAGUUUUUCGAUCAAUUUCUGUACUGUGAACGCAAAAGAGCGUAAAUUCACAAUAAAUGUGAGCCUUUUAAAAUUCUUUUGUAAAGUAAAAGUAAUUUUGUACGAUGCUUUGAAGCAAAUGUAAGUUUGAAAAGUUAGCUUCAACUAAAUCACAGUAAACAUAUUUGACUUGAUUUUGAAGAAAUUUUUAUUGCUGAGAAAUUGUUUGUUUGUGUAUGAUGUAACUUUUUUUGAAAUGGAAUCAAGAAAUAUGGAUAAUUAUAAGGCGCGUUGCGAGUUUACGAAAACUUUGAGAAAUUAGGAAGGAAUUGGUGUAUUGACCAAGAUGUAAGAUGUUAAUUGAUAAUUAUUGUAAUAAAAAUAAAAGCAAAA